Messenger RNA from Arabidopsis thaliana (thale cress), 2438 nucleotides. Its product is annotated as zinc metalloproteinase-like protein. Lineage: Eukaryota; Viridiplantae; Streptophyta; Magnoliopsida; Brassicales; Brassicaceae. The record is from RefSeq and is marked reviewed. Bases 246 to 2057 code for a protein of 603 amino acids. The transcript is spliced from 10 exons.
GGAACGGUUAUUGUAAUCUUUGCAGCCAAAAAAAAGAACAGAACUACUUUCGAUUACGUCAUUCAUCGUAUGUGCAUACGUAUCAUCAGAGAUAGAGAGAGAGAGAUCUUUCUUUUCUUCUUCAACAAGUCCAAUGGAUAAUAAUAAAUUUGUUCUUACAUACUAAUCUUUACGGUUCUGUCUAAAUUGAAGAAUUUUUUUAUCACAAAUUCUCAGAUUUCUUGAUCUUCAGAUUAACCGAAUCAAUGGUCUCUCAUCGCAUGGAAGAUUCAGGAAAAAAAAUCAGAGUUUCUCUUCUUUGGAAAGGAAACAAAUACUCUGUUGAGAUCGAUUCUGGAGCUUCUCUGAAAGAUUUAGGUUACGAAUUGAGAAAGUUAACCGGCGUUACAUCGGAGACGCUUCGUUUGAUCGUUCCAAGGUUGAAUGAAAAAGGAUCAAGCUUGAUGUUACCCUUUUCUGAUGAACACUCGAGCUUGAGUUUGCAGGAAUCAAACAUAAUUGAGGAUAAAACUAUCAGAAUGAUGGGAGUGUCUGAAGAAGAGGUCGAAGGUGUUCUAAAAGAGGCAGUGUCUGACAUGAGGAUACUUGGCUUUGAGGAAGAGGAAAGAAGGCUUAAGCAAAAGAAGUCGUAUGUUUCGAGCGCUUCAAUCAAGCUUCCGCAAGGGACUUACAUCUUCGGUGAUUUCCGCACUCUUCAGCUCCCGGGUAUAGAGUUAAACCCUCCUCCUUCUGCUGCUUUAAAGAGAAUGCACAUGCUUGCAGCAGACCCUGGUAUUAUUGCUGUUAUGAACAAGCAUCGUUGGAGAGUAGGGAUUAUGACUGAACUUGCUCCAGUUGGUUAUGUUGGUGUUAGUCCACGAUGCCUUCUGGGGUUUAACAAGAAUCAAGGAGAGGAGAUUUCUCUACGCCUUCGGACUGAUGAUCUCAAGGGAUUCAGAAAGUAUCAGAGCAUAAAAAAGACUCUAUUGCAUGAGCUUGCUCACAUGGUAUACACGGAGCAUGAUGAGAAAUUUUAUGCUCUUGAUAGCCAGUUGAACAAAGAAGCUGAAAGCUUAGAUUGGACUAAAUCAAGGGGUCACACUUUGAAUGGAACAAAAUUUAUCAAUGACGAUGAUGAGGAAGACUACUUCUUCGAUGAAAAUGAAACUGUUUCUCAAAGGCUUGGUGGAAACCAGUCCGAUAAUCUUGGAAAUGCUCGUGAAUCGUCUGUUGCUGCUGCUUAUCGCCGUCUCUCCCAUACAAGUGUUUCAAAACUCAGCGAAGAACCUGAUCCUGAUGACUUGGUUGAUGUUCGUGAUGAGAAUAAACAGCUUGUUCUCCCUAAAGCUCAGUCUGAUUCUAUGACUAAGUUUGAGCCUGAUCCUGAUGAUACCACUGCAGAUGAUGCAACCAAAACCGAAUCAUGUCAUUCAUAUGAAAUGGCAAGUGAUCUUGCGCAUCCUACUAAAGAUGAUGAUGAGCCUGAUCCGGAUGACUCAGAAACACACACAAGUAUAGGGGAAGUUGAAAAUAUGAAAAUUGUAAAUGACACUGUAAUGUUGUGUGGGAAUCUGAAUGCAGAUGAAGCUACGCAGGCGACACCUGAGCCUAAUAAUGCAGAACCGUAUCCAGACUAUAACCUGGUGGUCACAGAGAGGGAAACAAUCAUGGAGGUUGAUGAGCCGGAUCCAGAUGAUCAAGAAAUCCAGAGGAUCCAAGACUCUGUUACCAUCAUCUCUAACCGUCUCAAGAAAGCCAUAAAGGCCUUGAGAAAUGAAGUCAGCCCCGGUCAAGCAACCACUGUGUUACAAAUGCUUCUCAAAAUAGUCAGGAACAUCAUUGAACAACCAAAUGAAAUGAAAUUCAAAAGGCUGCGUAAGGGAAAUCCUGCAAUUAAGCGCAACAUUCUCAACUUUCCAGCUGCGGUUGAGAUACUUUCCGUCGUUGGCUUUGUCGAUGAGAUGGUAUCAGAAAGCACAGGAGCACAAGAACCAUAUUUGGUACUGAAACGAAAUGACCCAGGUCUCUUGUGGAUUGCCAAGUCCAUGAUUGAAGAGUCACACCCCACAGGUUCCUAGUUAAUGAUAUGGCAUUUUCUCUGUAAAACUGUAUCAUAAAUGUGUGAUUUGAGACUUGAGUAUAUAAGGAGUACGGUUUCUAUUACACUGCAUGUACAAACAUAUUUAUAAAUGAAGAGUGUGAGUCUGCUGAUUGUAAAGCAGAACAUGCUAUUUACAGGAAGGGAGAUGAAACUAAUGCAAUUCUCAAAGCAAACUCUUAAGAGUAAUUAGAAGUAAAUAUUUGCAGGGUUAAGAUCUAUACAUAGCAAUCUCUUGAUCCAAAUAACCUCUCUUCAAACUCUUUGAGCUGUUGUUGGAACUCUGUUUGAAUCAAAGCAGCAAUCUCCAUAGAUAGCUUCAGGGAAGACAAACUGCAACACACGAUGGAAGCCGAGAACC